UUAACAGCUCCAAAAGUUACUCCAGACAAUUUUCAGACUGAUUUGAUUUGAUUUUUCAAAAAAUAUGGCUCCAGACGAAGUAGAGGAGGCACCCCAUCCGAGCGGCGGGUCUGAGCCCGAUCUGACAUUGGACAAGAACAAGCUGCGACUGUUGGCCGAUACAUUCGGUAAGGUGAACUUCUAUUUGCAGAACGGUGUCGACCAUGGCUAUCUGAAGCUAAAUGGGCCGGGCCUGUACAAGUUCGAAUGGCAGCGGGCGGCCAAUGGUGAGGAGGAGAGUCUGCAGGCCGAGGAGGACGAGCACGUGCUGGUCAACAGUGAGUCCGACGAGGCAGAGGGACGAGUCAAGAUGAUCGAUUUGAUUGCCCUGAAGGGCAUCGAGAAUAUUGGGCAGAUCGAACACGACCCCACAACUGGAGAGGUGUACAUGCUGGUGCCAAUUGAAAUCGAUUUGGUAUUAGAUACGCCCGGACAGCAUGAGGCCGAGAAGAAUGAAGAAGACGAUGGCGAAAUCACAGAGUCUGCGACAACGCUUUGCGCAGACUCUGCCAACAAGGCUGAGAACCCGGAGACAGUUGGUCCUCAACCCCCAUCCCAAGAAACGGAAAACUUGGAGCAAGGCUCGAUGACCACAUUGACGGAUGACACGGAUGGAUCGAUAGACGUUAAGCUAGUCGACGAGGACAUUCAGAAUGCAUGGGAAUACGAGACACGCAUCUUUCUGGUGCCCCAAAUGAGUCUAAACUUUAACAUGUCCAUCCAAAAUGACGAGCCAGACAGUGCAAACAGUUGCCAGCAAAUACCAGAUGAGUGAGCACCUUCGACACUCCUCAACUACUGGACAUAUUAUGGAGUUACCACAUUAAAUUCAAAAUCACAAAAAAAAAAAAAACAUUUAUAUCUUUCGGAGUUAUGAAUUAUUAAAAAUAUCAUCAAAGCUAAA
Messenger RNA from Scaptodrosophila lebanonensis, 943 nucleotides. RefSeq lists its product as uncharacterized. The coding region runs from base 65 to 814 and encodes 249 amino acids. The record is from RefSeq and is a predicted model, not a curated record. NCBI's taxonomy places the organism in Eukaryota, Metazoa, Arthropoda, Insecta, Diptera, Drosophilidae. The transcript has a single exon.